AUGGCAGCGACCAGCCCGCCUUCGAUGAUGGCCACUCCUGAGCCCGAUGAGCGUCGCCUCAUGAGCGCUCUGCUUCAACGCAUGCAAAAGGACUUGGUCUUUGAACUUCGUGUCAUCACGCACCAGCAGCCAGUUAAGGGUGAGCAGAAACAGCGAGCCCGACGCCGCAUCGAGCGCUUCCUCUUGCGCCAGCUGGGCGAGGAACCAGUGUCCGAAUCGAGCUAUAGCUCAUCAUCUACCGCCACUUCCGGGCAGGUCCCGACAGGGGAUCCCUCGUCAGACACAUCAGGUCACGACUGGAUCGUCACCCCACUGCACGAUGACGACGGCGACGGCGAGGAAGCCAGCAUGAUGGCCGAUGAAGAGUUGCUGUCGGAGGAGGAGGUGGAUGAGGAAGACACAACAGGCCUGUACGAGCCACGCCGCGAAGUGGCCACAGACACGGCCAUCGCAGCUGCUCAGCUCAACCAAGAGAACCCGAUCCAUCAUUUGGUUGGCUAUGAUGGGAGUGGAGCGAGUACCACGGAUCCCGAGCCAGCAGCAGCCGAGAAUGUUGAGGAUGCAGGCGCCAUCGAAAGUGGCGCUGCCUCUGCCGAAGACGACGUCCUAAUUGCUGCUCCCACCCCUCGCGAGGAGCGGGCGCAGCGCUUGGCUGAGCUGGAUCUUCUGCGACAGCGUGGUGGACUGGUUCGCGCCCUCCUGCAGCGGCCCAACUUUGUCAGCGCCAUCUCUAACAGCCUGGCUCAACCAGCAGGCUCUACGCGCGUCCCUGGUCCCCGGCCCCAGGCCAACCAUCGUGCAGCCGAUGCGGAGGUGUCGGUCGAGCCCGAACAGCGCCCCGACGCCUCUCCGCUGCCGCUGCGUCGCAUCGUCUUGAGUCAAUCAGACGCAUGGGACAGUGAUGCCAGCGACGCUGAGGCGGAGCCUGAGGCCUUUACCCAGCCAGCCUCGCAGGCCGCUGCCAACCCUCAGCCCAUGAGUAACCAGCCGCGCGCUCAGUCGCCACCCGAGGGUGAGCCUUCCGUACGCGCGCCCAUGCCCCCACGCAUCAUGCGCUUGAAUGCCCCAUUGUUCAACGCCAAUGUCCGCCCGCAGCGCGAAACCGUUGAGGGUGGCGGUAACAUGAGCUCAGAGGAGCUACAACGGGCCCUGUAUCGGCGACGCCAGCAGCGGCACCGCGACCGAGCGGCCCAAGCUGCGCAGGCCCCAUCUCCCGCACAAACACCACAGCGACCGGCCCAGGACCAGACACAGGCACCCUUGCAUGCCGCCUCGCCGGCCGCAGGCAUUCCAGACCACGUGCAUGCUCAUGCACCUCAAGGACAUGUGCAUGCGCAUCCCCACGCGCAUCCCCAUGCACCCACCCAUGUACAGACAGAAGGGGCAACCCCAGUGCCUCCGCCGGUCUCAUCGUCUUCGGCCUCCAUGGCAGCCACCAUCGCCGAUUUGCAGGCUCAGGUGGCCGCCUUGACUGACUUGAUGCAGGCUAGCUUGCGUUUGCAAGCCGAUGUGCGCCGUUGCGUGCGGCAAGAGGUUUCAUCGGCUCUAGCCCGCGUGGGGGACCCAACGAGUUUGCAGUUUGAGCGACCGGCGGUCCGGGGUGCGGCGCACGGCAGCAACUGCGUGGUGUGCAUGGAAGAAAGUGCUGACACCAUCAUGUACCGCUGUGGCCAUCUGUGCGCAUGCCUCAGCUGCGCCACUGCUCUCAUGCCUGCUUCCCAAGUGCUUACAUGCCCUAACCUUGCUGCUCUGUACCACCAGGAGCGCGAGCUGUCGUGUCCAGUCUGUCGCAGUCCCAUCUUGGACAUUAUGCAGGUGUAUCUCCCCUGA
Molecule: messenger RNA, 1830 nt
Organism: Monosiga brevicollis MX1
Lineage: Eukaryota; Choanoflagellata; Craspedida; Salpingoecidae
Exons: 6
Coding region: 1-1830 (609 amino acids)
Source: RefSeq, a predicted model, not a curated record